AAGCCUGGCCGCUCCAGUCAAUGAUCCUCUCCAGCACCAUGGCUAUAUCACCCUUUACUCUCAAAUACUCACCCUGUUGGCUGUUUCCGCUGCAGUAAGGCUCGUCUGCUGAUGAUUAUUGUCCGUGUUGCCCCGCUGAGCGCUUGUCUGUGCGGUUAUAUGGAGGCUGGCUGCUACAGCUCCAUGACGAGCUAGGGAACAGGGAGUUGGUCCGCAGAGCAGCAUCUUGGAGCAGUGUAGAUGCCUUGGCUGAGAUGAGUGUCAAGGCCUUUGAGCUUGUCCCCGCUGUGGAGCGAGACCUCCUCAUGGGCGACAAAGCUCGGAUCAACAUUGAGUGCAUUGAAUGCUGUGGAAAGCACUUGUACGUGGGGACCAAUGACUGCUUCAUCCACCACUUCUUGCUGGACGAAGUCACUUCGUCCAAAGGCAAGCCGUGUUACUCGGCUCAGAAGCUACUGCACAAAUACCUUGGCUUAAAGAAACCAGUGGCAGAGCUGCGGGCUGCCUCUGCCUUGGAGCGCCUGAUAGUGCUUUGCGAGGGAAUAGUGUUCCUUGUUGACAUGGUAACGCUGGAGACCGUGCCCUCAGCAGCAGGAGGUGGUGCAAAGAUCAGAGGAGUGACUGCGUUUUGCAUUAAUGAGAACCCCGUGAGUGGAGAUCCAUUCUGUGUGGAAAUGGGUGUAAUUUCUUCGAAGAGACGGACCGUUCAGAUUUAUAUGGUGUAUGAGGACAGAGUGCAGCUGGCUAAGGAGGUGACCACUCCCGAGCAGCCCUGUGCCAUCAGUCUGGAUGGCUACUUCUUAUGCUUGGCCUUGGCCACGCAGUACAUGAUCCUGAACUACAACACAGGGGCCUCACAAGACCUCUUCCCUUACAACAGUGAGGAGAGGAGACCCAUUGUGAAGAGGAUCAGCAGGGACGAGUUCCUACUGGCUGCACCUGGUGGCCUCGGAAUGUUUGCCAAUGCAGAGGGGGUCUCUCAGCGAGCUCCAGUCAACUGGUCGGAGUGUGUAAUUGCUGCUGCUGUGUGUUUUCCAUACGUGGUGGCUUUGGAUGAGAACUUCAUCACUAUCCACAGCAUGUUGGACCAACAACUAAAACAAACACUCUCAUUCAGGGAUGGACACAUUCUGCAAGAUUUUGAAGGGAAGGUCAUGCUGGCUUCCACUAAGGCCGUGUAUGUCCUGGCUCCUCUGCCACUGGAAAGGCAGAUUCAAGAUUUGUUGGCCAAUCACAGGGUGGAGGAAGCACUCAUCCUCAUAGAGGGAGCGCAGAGAAAUAUUCCCAAAGACAAGUUCCAGAUUUUGCACAAAAGAAUCCUCCAGCAGGCAGGUUUCAUACAGUUUGGCCAGCUUCAGUUUCUGGAGGCUAAAGAGCACUUCAGGAAGGGUCAGCUGGAUGUGCGGGAGCUCAUCUCUCUGUAUCCUUUGCUGCUGCCGGCUUCCUCCUCAUUUACACGCUGCCACCCUCCUCUCCACGAGUUUGCAGAUCUCCACCAUCUCGCACAGGGUGAUCAGGAGAAGGUGGUGCGAUGCAAAAAAUUCCUCAUCACUUAUUUAAAAGAGGUACGAAGCACAGAGGUGGUGAAUGGCUGUCGAGAGGAUGUGGACACGGCUCUGUUGAAGCUGUAUGCCGAACAGGAUCACGACAGCCUCUUAGACCUCCUAGCUUCAGACAAUUCAUGUGUGCUAGCAGACAGCAUCCCUUGGCUGGAGAAGUAUCACAAAUAUUUUGCACUUGGGCUGCUCUAUCAUUGUAAUGGUCAGGAUUCAGCAGCACUUCAGUUGUGGAUUCGUGUGGUAGAUGGAAACCUGCAGGAUUCGACAAGGUCCGACCUUUAUGAGUACAUUGUGGACUUUCUCUGCUGCACCUCCAGUCUGGACCUCGUGUGGAAGUUUGCGGACUGGGCAUUGCGGAACAAUCCCACCAUAGGUGUCCAAAUCUUCACAAAGAGGCCUUCCAGCAAAAAUCAGUCAGAAAUGAGCCACGAUGAUGUCAUCACAUACCUGGGGAAAAACCACCAGGCGUUGCUUCUGUACUUGGAACACCUUGUUCUGGAGAAAAAGAUACAGAAGGAGAAGUUUCACACACACUUGGUCGUGUUGUACCUGGAGAGGGUCUUAUCAUUGCUGUCAGAGUCUCCAACGGAUGAAAAGAAGUUGACCAAAGCUCGAGAGAGGCUCCAGGCCUUACUCAGGGAGUCCAGCUUAUACCGUGUACAGUUUGUUUUAGGUAAAAUGGAGAACUGUGACCAACUGCUGCUAGAGCGUGCAACACUACAUGGAAAGUUAGAGGAGCACGACAAAGCACUACACAUACUGGUGCACAAACUCAGAGACUUCCCGUCCGCUGAGGCCUUCUGCAUGUGGGCCUCCUCCAGUCGAGAUUCUGCGUACCAAAAGCAGCUGUUUCACCUGCUCUUGGGUGCGUAUCUAGAUGGGAGCACUCCUGGGAAACCUCACGCAGCAGCAACUGCAGGUGGCGACAGUGGUGAGCUGGAUAUGGCAGCGGUGGACCUCCUGAAUCGGCACGGCGAGGUGUUCGAUGCUAUCCGUGUUCUUCAAAUGCUCCCCGAAGGCUGGUCACUACAGCUGCUGAGGCCUUUUCUGAAUCGUGCCAUCAGGGCUAGUAUGCACGCCUGCCGCACCUCCCAGAUUGCUCUGGGGCUCGCCCACUCUGAAAACGUUCAGCUGCUGCACGACAGGUUGAAAGAAUGCAGGAAACCCAUCUUGAUUUCUGAGAAAAAGGGAUGUCACCUGUGCCACAACACUUUCACUGAGCCGGGUGUGGUUUGCCUGCCAGGAGGAGUGCCCGUCCAUACUCAUUGCGUGGCACAGAGAGUGAGAGACUCCCCCACCAAGAGACAGUUGACUGACAGCAGUAACCACACGUGAGAUUAGACCUUUGACGCAGCUCUGUGAUCUGUGACCGGAGACAUCUUUACAGCAGGACAAAAUGAAAUUUUGUCUGGCUGUGGACUGUGGGGAGAACAAGAAGCACAGGACGUCGGUUUCCACAGUCUGCUUUGGUGUUGGCAAAAACACAAAGAAAGCUCGCCUAGAAUGAACCUUCCUGAGAGCGGGACAGAUGAUUUCACAUAUUUAUUAAUGUGCCGUAAUUAUACCACAUUUCCAGACUUGAAGUUUGAGCUCUGUUCAAUUUUGUGCCCGUCCAGUCUACACUGACACGGUUAUAAACCUGAAUUUGAGAAACAGUUCUGACUACAGAACAAUGUUUUAAUUCUGUGACAAAUAUUGCUCAGUCAUGAAUUGUAAUACCUGCCAUUCUGGUCUAAGCAACCCGUUGUAUUAAUACUCUCCUAACUUGCACAUUGCAUCGUUGGGUUUUAAUGUAAAAUACUACAAAGACUCAUAAGUCCUGAUUGUAACUGAGUCUUUUAAACGUUCUCAUCUGAUCUUGUUGCUGCUGCUUUUCCCUCUCUGCCAUAUGUUCAUUAGUUGCUGUAUCAGUAUUUCAGUUGAAUUUGGAUUUUUAAUUUGAAUUUUCUGUUCUCAAAGCAAGAAACUGUUGUUUGUAUCUUUGGUGAUGCAGCAACAUGAAAUCUCACAGAUGCUUAGUGGAGGGACAUAAUUGCAGUUUCCGUGCUACAGCUACUGUAAGGCCAAGUCUAACGGCCCAAAACAUGCACAAAUUAAAUAAUCUUUGUCAGUUUACCUGUUGUGAAAAAUCACUGCGUACAUUAAGGAACUGUGUGAAAACCGGUAAUUUCUUUUUUUCUUUUUCUUUUUUUUUUUAAACGUUCUGUUGUAGACCAAAUUAUUUACUAGCCAAUUAUUUAAUUAACCAAUACAGCUCAAGCUCAAGUUGGCGUAUUUGAUUUUUCUGCUUAAUUUAUAGGGAGGGCAAAAAUCAGGUCUGAUAGAUGAACGCUUUGAAAAUAGACUUUAAACCUAAAUCACAUUCCAACAAAGGUAUUUAUCGCCAACCAGUUUUUACGAUUAAAGUCAAGGUGAUGAGACAAACUGUGUAAUCAAGGCAUAAAAUAAACUGCAACACCAGUUUUCACAGCCUUGUAUCAAAUGCUUUUGGACUCCAUGUGGUAAGUGGUUUAAAAAGUAAGAAAACAGAUGAAACUUCGUAAGUUGAUGAUGCACGUAAUAAAUCGUGGAAAUAAUAAGAAUCAGUUCAAUUUAAUGUUCAUAUCAUUAAGUAUAAUUGAUAAUGACAGUCAAUUUAAUAUGAUUGUAAUAUUUUAACUCAGAAGUGGCAUUGUGUUACUGAUAUGAAUGGGGGCUAAAUUUCCUCUGCAUGUAUAAUGACAUGAACACAUGUCAUUGUGAGCUCAUUUGUCAUUGCAAAGCUCCUCUAACUUUUUAUGAUGGAGAUUUUCAGAAAACAAAACCUUUUAUCAACCACAGCUUGCAUGUAUCACCAAAUAUUACGGGAUUAAUGCAUUUUAGCUUUCAUAGCAGCCAUCUCUAGAGUGCUGGAGUUACCAUUUACUCAAGACACUUCUCAAAAUCUUUUAAGAGACGGGAGUUCUGCUGUUUGCAGCGGUAGAGGAUGGAAGACUGCACAAAAUCAUCAGUAGCCAAUGAG
Molecule: messenger RNA, 4560 nt
Organism: Cololabis saira (Pacific saury)
Lineage: Eukaryota; Metazoa; Chordata; Actinopteri; Beloniformes; Belonidae
Gene: tgfbrap1
Product: transforming growth factor, beta receptor associated protein 1
Exons: 13
Coding region: 255-2894 (879 amino acids)
Biological process (GO): endosomal vesicle fusion; autophagy; intracellular protein transport
Cellular component (GO): membrane; cytoplasm
Source: RefSeq, a predicted model, not a curated record